AGCGGGGAGGGGAGGGCGAGAGCUCGGCCGCAUUCGGGGCCGCCUGCGCUCAUCAAAGGCUGCUCUUUGAAUACACACAGUGAGGCAGAGCUGGAGUGGAAAUAUUUUUUAUGCCGCAAUAUGCGUGAAUUUCUAAAAUAAACCCGGGGUUGCUGGAGCCCUUCUGAAGGAGGUCUGGAUCAGUACUCAUUCGCGCGGGCCCUGAGAGGCCGACCCGUCAGACGGGCAUCGGGCGAGCACGUUACAUGCCAGCGUUUUUGGUUUUAUUUGGACUGCCCACUUUAGGUUGAAGCCCCUCUCCCCUGAUACUCUUUCAUUCAUCAGAAAGAGUGAGUUUUGACCCUAGUGCGGCAGCCGGGCUGCUCCCCCACACACAGAUGAAUGAAGACCCCAUUCGGGAAGAGCGCGGCCCAGAGAUCCAGAGCUGAUGCAGGGCAUGCUGGUGUCUCUGCAAAUAUGAUGAAGAAAAAGAACUCUCAGAAGAAACACAAAAGCAGCGUAGGCCCCACCAAAGCAGUGGCUCAGCCGCGGAGGAACAUCGUGGGCUGUCGUAUCCAGCACAUCUGGAAGGAGGGCAGCGGCGCGGCGUCGCAGUGGAAAGGCACCGUUUUAGACCAGGUGCCCGUCAACCCCUCGCUCUACCUGAUCAAAUACGACGGCUUCGACUGCGUCUACGGCCUGGAGCUGCAUAAAGACGAGCGGGUGCAGGGACUCGAGGUCCUGCCAGACAGACUCGCCUCGACGCGCAUCAGCGACGCUCACCUGGCCGACACCAUGAUCGGCAAAGCCGUGGAGCACAUGUUCGAGACGGAGGACGGCACUAAGAACGAGUGGAGGGGAAUGGUUCUGGCCCGGGCUCCCAUCAUGAACACGUGGUUCUACAUCACGUACGAGAAAGACCCGGUGCUCUACAUGUAUCAGCUGCUCGAUGACUAUAAAGACGGAGAUCUGAGGAUCAUGCCAGACUCUAACGACUCGCCCCCAGCGGAGCGUGAGCCCGGAGAGGUAGUGGACAGCCUCGUGGGGAAGCAGGUGGAAUACGCCAAAGAGGACGGCUCUAAACGAACUGGCAUGGUUAUCCAUCAGGUGGAGGCCAAGCCCUCCGUCUACUUCAUCAAGUUUGAUGACGACUUUCACAUUUACGUCUAUGACCUGGUGAAAACCUCGUAAAGCGGCGACACGGGACGAGGAGAGGGGGAGGAGUUUCACGUAAACCAUGUGAUCCACACAAACUUUUUUUUUUUUGCCAAAAGUUCUCUCAGAACAUUUCUCGUAACAUCUUUAGGAAAUGGAACGCUGGAUAUUUCGGUGGAUUACCGCUAGUGUCUCUUAUCGCUGUAGGAUGAACAAACAUCCCCCCCCCGACAUACACGUAGCUUCACAUUUCAGAGGUUCGUCUCGAGCAUUUCCCAUUCCUGUUGGUUGUUGAAAAAGACGUUCAUCGGGAAAAUUUCGUCUGGCUGUUCUGGGACGUUAAAGUGUUCAUCUGUUGGACUGUUACAGCUCCGUCUUGGGUUGAAAUUCAAGCUAGCGGUUUGCGCCGAUCCUGGGGAAACGGUGAAAACGAAACGCGGCGGUCCGUGAAGGAUGAGGAGCUUUCGGGAUGUCCUAAACUUCGUAAAAGUGCCAGGAGGUGGAGGGCGGGAGAAAAUGUCUGUAAAUAAGACAUCGUUCUGUUCUUGAUGUCUUUGAGUCGGUUGCCAGAUGUUUCAUGUUUAUCCCUCCGUCUUCUGGUUCUCGCCGGAAUUGCGCACACGAGCUCCACUGUCAAUCAAAUGUAGGCAUUUGUGGCGUGAAACCCCACAGUCUUGUUUUUAUGUAUUUUGUUUUCUACUUUUUAUUUUAUAUAUAUAUAUAUAUAUGUCAUCACCACAAGUAAACGCUAAUGCAGCUUUUAUUAUCUUAAGCACUAAAUUUAGAGACUUGUUUUGCUCCCGUUUGUUUUCAAUGAAUUGCUACAUCUUUGAAACAAAAAAAAAAAAAAAAUUGAAUUUCAUAUUUGGAACAUUGAUUU
Sinocyclocheilus grahami is the source of this 2014-nucleotide messenger RNA. RefSeq names its product spindlin-Z. The transcript has 6 exons. The coding region runs from base 382 to 1170 and encodes 262 amino acids. The record is from RefSeq and is a predicted model, not a curated record. Lineage: Eukaryota; Metazoa; Chordata; Actinopteri; Cypriniformes; Cyprinidae. Gene Ontology annotation, biological process: gamete generation.